Molecule: messenger RNA, 2933 nt
Organism: Caenorhabditis angaria
Lineage: Eukaryota; Metazoa; Nematoda; Chromadorea; Rhabditida; Rhabditidae
Source: the annotation of a GenBank genome assembly
AUGGCAGUUUUAUCAAAACUCCAGCUAUUGGGUGCCUCAAUUCCAGCAAAACAAUAUGCUCCGGGAAUGUUGGGAAUGCUUUCGGUUUUUGCGCUGAUCAAAUUGUAUAAACAUGAAUUCAGGUAUUUUUUCCAGCUCGAAACAGUUUUCGAGAAAAAUUAGAAAAAAAUAAUGUUUUGAUCGUCAGGUUCGGUGUGUGGUCGUGGCCGCAAACACGUUUGCAUAUCGUACUAUUUUUUGCGAGAAAAAUUUUUUCGAUUUUUCAGUUUUUAAAAACUUUCGGGGUUUUUAGCUUUUAAACUCAGGAAGAUUGAUAAAUUCCAAUUCAUGUUAUUUUUCAGAACUUCCAAAAAUGCUCCAAAGCGCUCGAAAAAACCCGGAGAGAAAUCCCACAAAGCACACGUCGAUUUGGUUUUCUUCAGAAAAUUACAAAGAAUUUUGAAAAUUCUGAUCCCCGGUUUCUUUUCAAAAGAAACAUUUUAUCUGGUUUUAAUCGCUGUUUCAUUGCUCUGCCGAACUUAUGCAGAUGUUUAUAUGAUUAUCACUUCGACAAAAAUCGAGGCCUCAAUUAUUGAUCGAAAUCCACUGCUUUUUGCGUUGGAAGCAUUCAAAUAUGUUUUGAAUUUGCCAGCAAUUUCAGUCACAAAUGCAUUGUUGAAAUUUGGAAUUGCUGAAUUGAAACUUCGAUUCAGAGAAAGAUUAUCUGCACAUUUAUAUUCACAAUAUUUGAAGUGAGUUUUCCAAGAACCAAUUUUAUUUAUCGAAAUUUAUCCAAUAUUUCAGAGGUUUCACUUUCUACAAAAUGUCAAAUCUCGACAAUCGAAUUCAAAAUGCUGACCAACUUCUAACCACGGAUGUCGAUAAAUUCUGUGAUGGAAUUGUUGAAUUGUAUUCGAAUUUGUCGAAACCGAUUCUUGAUGUAUUUUUAUAUUUGGUUCGACUUGGAACAUCUCUCGGAUUUUCUUCUCCGUCGAUUUUGUUUUCUUAUUUGAUUUUCACUGGAAUUGGAUUGACAUAUAUGAGAAGACCGGUGAGUAUUUUUAGGGUUGGCAUGAAUUCUAAAUUUAGUUUUCUAAAGCUUCCAAUUUUCAAAAAAAAAACAUUUAAAAAAUCUACGUGAACAUGAACUAUCAUAUUUUGAUUCUCAAAUUCUUCAGAUCGGAAGAUUGACUGUCGAAGAACAAGCAUUGGAAGGAGAAUAUCGAUAUGUGAAUUCUAGACUUAUUUCAAAUAGCGAAGAAAUCGCAUUUUAUCAAGGAAAUCAAAGUGAAAAAGAUACAAUUAUGCAAACAUUUGCGAGUCUUGUUCAACAUCUCAGAAAAGUUAUUUUAUUCAGGUAUCUAGUUCUUUGUCAAUCUCCAAAAUUAUUCCAAAUUUUCAGAUUCUCGGUUGGAUUUGUUGAUAACAUUGUUGCCAAAUAUUUAGCUACCGUAGUCGGUUGGUACGCAGUUGGAAGUUCGUUUUUCAACAAAAAUCAUAAACCAUUCAUUGGAAAAUCGAGAAAUGAAUUGAUGCAAGAAUAUUAUAAUUCUGGAAGAAUGAUGUAUAAAAUGGCUGAAGCUUUGGGAAGAUUGGCAUUGGCUGGAAGAGAUAUGACUAGAUUAAGUGGAUUUACAUCGAGAGUCGAUACAUUAUUGAGUGUUUUGAAUGAUGUAAAUGAGGGAAAUUAUAAACGAACAAUGGUUGGAGGAACAGAAAACGAAAGAGAUGGAGAAAGUUUGGUAUCGAAUCCAAAAAAAGCUGGAAGUGGUGUUUUGAAUAUUCGAGAUAAUGUAAUUCGAUUUGAAGAUGUUCCAUUAGUGACACCAAAUGGUGAUACUCUUAUUGAAUCACUUUCAUUCGAAGUUCCAUCGGGCAGAAAUGUUUUGGUUUGUGGGCCAAAUGGUUGUGGAAAAAGUUCACUUUUCCGAACACUUGGUGAACUUUGGCCAUUAUUUGGAGGAACUUUGACAAAACCUGACAAGGGAAAACUAUUUUAUGUUCCACAACGGCCUUAUAUGACAAUGGGAACACUUCGAGAUCAAAUAAUCUAUCCGGAUCGACAUUUUGAUAUGAUUAGAAAAGGAAUAUCGGAUAGUGAUUUGGAGCAAAUGAUUGAAAAUGUGAGUUUUCAACCUAAUUUUUGAUUCAUAAAUCAUUUCCCCCAAAAAAGUUGAAAAUGUUUAUCUAAAAAAUGCUUUUUUCCUUUUUUUGGCGAAUUGAUAAUAAAUGAAAGGCUUAACGAGAAUUUUUUUCUAAAAAAAAAUUUAACAAAUGAACUUUUGAAUUUGAUAGUUGAAAAAAAUAUUUCCUGGUGUCACUAUCGAGAAAUUUACGAUUGUAAAUAAAUGACAAUCGAACAGGAGCUUGAAAAGAACUUUGAACCUUUUUUUUACUUAGAUAGACAAGACAAAUGAAAAUUUAGGUUCAACUAACUCAUAUUUUGGAGCGUGAAGGUGGUUGGGGAGCAGUUCAAGAUUGGAUGGAUGUUUUAUCCGGUGGGGAGAAACAGAGAAUUGCGGUGAGUAGGGAAGUUGUAGUUUGAAAUUUUUUCUGAAUUUCAGAUGGCUCGACUUUUCUACCAUAAACCUCAAUUCGCAAUUCUUGAUGAAUGUACUUCUGCAGUUAGUGUUGAUGUUGAAGGUGAGAACAGUACAUAAAGUUUUUGAUCCGAUUUUUUGUUGAUAGCUCAAUUUCUAUUAAAAAUUCUUUAAUCUCUUCCGACUCACACAUCCUUAAAAUUGAAUCUUCAAGUCUGAACCUUUUUCAUCAGCAAAUAAUUUUAUUUUUCAGGUGCAAUGUAUCGUUUAUGCCGUGAAAUGAAUAUCACAUUAUUCACAGUUUCACAUCGUAAAUCAUUAUGGAAAUAUCAUGAAUAUUCACUUUAUAUGGAUGGACGUGGAUCUUAUCGAUUUGAACAAAUUGAUGAAAAUUCCGAUCAAUUCGGCUCGUAA